AUGACAGCGUAUGCAUGUGGUAAAGUCACCAUCAAAGGAAAGAGGCACUGGUACAAGGCCCUGGAGGAUUCUGCCUUUGUGGCGCUUGGUGAAGACACAGCCUGGAUCAUCCGAACCAGCGGAGACCUCUACCUGCAGACAGGUGAGCUACUGGUGACUAUUCAGUACUGUGUGUCCUUUUACUAUCUAUGGAGUAUAGAUGUACAGACCUGACUAGAUUUAACACAUUAAGACAAAUUCAUGUCAAAGAAAAGUUGCUUACCAGAUUUUGAUGGCAAAUUAUUUGAAUGUAUCUUAAAUCAAAUCAAAUCAAAUUUUAUUGGUCACAUGCGCCGAAUACAACAGGUGCAGACAUUACAGUGAAAUGCUUACUUACAGCCCUUAACCAACAGUGCAUUUAUUUUAAACAAAAAAAGUAAAAAUAAAACAACAAAAAAAAGUGUUGAGAAAAAAAAGAGCAGAAGUAAAAUAAAGUGACAGUAGGGAGGCUAUAUAUACAGGGGGGUACCGUUGCAGAGUCAAUGUGCGGGGGCACCGGCUAGUUGAGGUAGUUGAGGUAAUAUGUACAUGUGGGUAGAGUUAAAGUGACUAUGCAUAAAUACUUAACAGAGUAGCAGCAGUGUAAAAAGGAUGGUGUGGGGGGGCAGUGCAAAUAGUCCGGGUAGCCAUGAUUAGCUGUUCAGGAGUCUUAUGGCUUGGGGGUAGAAGCUGUUGAGAAGUCUUUUGGACCUAGACUUGGCACUCCGGUACCGCUUGCCGUGCGGUAGCAGAGAGAACAGUCUAUGACUAGGGUGGCGGAGUCUUUGACAAUUUUGAGGGCCUUCCUCUGACACCGCCUGGUAUAGAGGUCCUGGAUGGCAGGAAGCUUUGCCCCAGUGAUGUACUGGGCCGUACGCACUACCCUCUGUAGUGCCUUGCGGUCGGAGGCCAAGCAGUUGCCAUACCAGGCGGUGAUGCAACCAGUCAGGAUGCUCUCGAUGGUGCAGCUGUAGAAUUUUUUGAGGAUCUGAGGACCCAUGCCAAAUCUUCUUAGUCUCCUGAGGGGGAAUAGGCUUUGUCGUGCCCUCUUCACGACUGUCUUGGUGUGUUUGGACCAUGAUAGUUCGUUGGUGAUGUGGACACCAAGGAACUUGAAGCUCUCAACCUGUUCCACUACAGCCCCGUCGAUGAGAAUGGGGGCGUGCUCAGUCCUCUUUUUUUUCCUGUAGUCCACAAUCAUCUCCUUUGUCUUGGUCACGUUGACCAGCAGGGCAAUACUUAAAUGUAAGUAUUGUUCAUGUACUAUCUGCACUACUGCUUGAUUCACUCUGUUUUAAGCAAGACUUAAUGAUUUCAGCCCCAAGUGGCCUCAGAGUAUUAAGAAUAUUAUAUCACAACCCUGUUUAUUGGCAAAGUCUCAACUCAGCAAAUCAGUUCCUGAGAUUAACCAUUGGCCCUUAGAUGGAGCUGUUCAGGCCCAUAGUAAAUAGUAUCAGUAACCGGAUAAAUCAGCUUAGAGGUAAUCAUAAUUCUGUAUGGAUGCCAAAUUAAGUAUCAAAAUAAUGAAGCCUAGUAAAUCCAAAACAUGCUUUUAGAAAGUAAUAUCUGACACACUGGCUGGCCCUGCCCUGCUGGUCAUGACAAGUAUUAUAUUAUUAUACAACGGGUUGGUCUAAUCCUGGAUGCUGAUUGGUUAAAACCGCAUUCCAGAGCGACUUACAGGAGCAAUGAUCUAGACAUUAUCUCCCAUUUCUUUUAGACUAGCAUUUGAUUUUCGACAGUGGAGAUUUGUAUAAACCUUGCUGUCUGUCUCUCCGACAUUUGCAACAUUGUUUCAGUACUGAAAUUCGAUCUCCAGCUGUCCCAUAGUAAUGAACGUGUCCGACGGGAGUCGGGAUGAGACAGACAGGCAGGUAGCUUUUGUCAGCCAGUCGAAAUCAUGAAUGAGCUGGCAUCAUUUUUAUGUAUAUAUACAAAGAAAUGUCCAUAUGUGGGAACUCCUUCAAAACUGUUGGAAAAGCAUUCCAGGUAAAGCUGGUUGAGAGAAUGCCAAGUGUGUGCAAAGCUGGCAUCAAGGCAAAGGGUGGCUAUUUGAAGAAUCUCAAAUAUAACAUAUAUUUUGAUUUGUUUAACACUAUUUUUUUGGUUACAACAUGAUUCCAUAUGUGGUUUUUCAUAGUUUUGAUGUAUUCACUAUUAUUCUACAAUGUAAAAAAUAGUAACAAUAAAGCAAAACCCUUGAAUGAGUAGGUGUGUCCAAACUUUUGACUGGUGGUGUAUAGGAUAUAUAUACAUGUCAUUUGAAUUAGAUAUGAUUAACUAAGAAACUAAAGGGAGCCAGCUAUACUACUAAUAGUUUAGACUUGGCAUGAUUAACAUUCUGUUUACAUACAGACAUUCCCGGCCCCUCACUCACUCACAAAAACAGCAAACACAACAAAUGCCUUAACUCACAGACCGUAAACCCUGACUGUGUGGUCAUGGUCCUGUCCUGCAGGUUUGAGUGUGGACCGUCCGUGUGUGCAGGCUGCGAAGGUGGCCUGCCCGUGUCGCAUGGCCCAGCUCGCAGCGGGGUGGUGUGGGCCCUCAGCGAACAUAGGGCCGUCUUCUACAGAGAAGGCCUCAGCAGCUACUGCUCUGAGGGGGAAAUGUGGAAGUAUGACAAAAUCAGGUAGGACCUUUGCUGAAAAAGAGAAACCUGUGUGUGUCGUAGGCCCCAUUAACAGUGAUAGUAGAGUUAGCUCUGCUUGGUUGUGAUGUGGUCGUUCCAGUUAAUUGUAAUUCAACAAUGACUCUUUAACCUCUUUUGAAAAGUGGAAGGAAGAUGUGUGUCAUAGAGGCCUAGUAACAGUGAACGUUUAGUUAGUAUGAACGACCAGGGUUCAUAUCCGGAUCUCCAGCACGCCACAAGACUGUGUAAGCCUGCUUCGCUAAAUCCUCCUAGGCAUUAGGGGAGCUAAUGCAAGUCUUCAGGACUCACUCAGGCAAGGUUAGCUAUGCUUUCUUUGCUGAUCAUUACAUAUUUGUGUGUGUGUGUGUGUGUGUGUGUGUGUGUUUUUUCCUCCUCCCAAAGUGAGAGCCAGGGUCUGGAGCCCAUCUGUAUAGCCCUGGGAGAGAGCAACACGGCCUGGGCUCUGGACACCAGCGAAAAUCUGUGGUUCAGGACUGGAGUCACUGCCAGGAAGCCCCAGGGGGACGAUGACCACUGGUGGCAGGUUGGUAUCCUACAGAAUGUGUUCAAUGUUACGCACACCCAUCAUUUCCAUCGGUCCUCUAUCUUGCACUAUGAUUGUUUUUUAAGAACAUGUAUUUUUAAUGUCAAAUUUAGGAUGGUUUGCAUUACAGACUUCACCCUGAGAUGACUGGCACAACUUCUGAUGCUUAUACAUUUCUGGCCUUUUGUUCCCUCGCUCUUCCCCACCAUCCUUACCUCUCCCUCUCUCCCUCCCUACCCCUCUCCCUCCCUCCCUUUCAGUUGAGCAUCACAGACUACGUGGUAGUCUGCCGUUCAGAACAUGACCAAUCCUCGGUGGAGCGGGUGGCAGAGUGCCUCCGCGUGGCCUUCCUGUCCCAGUAG
Messenger RNA from Coregonus sp. 'balchen', 3556 nucleotides. The record is from the annotation of a GenBank genome assembly. NCBI's taxonomy places the organism in Eukaryota, Metazoa, Chordata, Actinopteri, Salmoniformes, Salmonidae.